Molecule: messenger RNA, 1896 nt
Organism: Symbiodinium sp. CCMP2592
Lineage: Eukaryota; Dinophyceae; Suessiales; Symbiodiniaceae
Source: the annotation of a GenBank genome assembly
AUGGCUGGAGGCUACGACCGCGCGAUCACCGUUUUCUCCCCGGACGGGCACCUCUUCCAGGUGGAAUACGCCCUGGAGGCUAAGCCCGCUGCGGCGGAGAGCACUAGUGAGCCGACGUCCCCCAGCAGCCCUGACUCACCAGAUGCGCCGGCAGACUCCAGUGCCGCGCCACGAGUCCGCCACCUCCGGUUCCUGUCAACCGGCCGAGAAGCAGAUCCCCGGCUCCAGUGGGUCCUGCGACUACGACAGCUCCGCCGACAACCGCCGAGGCCUCGCCGGCCCCACCGCUGCCAUGGGCUACCCCUGCAGGAGCCAUGGCUCCCCUACCAGCAGCUGUGCCAACGAAUCCGCCAGGCCCACUUACGACUAACAGUCCCCCGAGCGGACCGCCACUGCCUACACCAGCGACGAGCUAUGGAGCCAGACCACCUGCGGGAGGAUGCGGACCUGUCAGCCCUGGCCCCUCUAACCCGGGACCCAGACCUCCGUCUCGACCGAUCCGAGCAGCUGUUCCACUUCGGCAAGGUGGAGGAGGAGGAGGUCCUCUUCUGCUUCGACCCGCGGCGGGACAUCUGUACGCAGGCCUCCUCGAGCACCUGCCCUGUCUCUGCGGCUGCCGGUCAUCGCUCCUGCGGGGUGGACUCCGAGGAGCCGGCAGUCGUCAUCAUCAACAAGCAUCCGGCAUGCAGGAAUCAUUUCCUGCUCGUUCCCGCUGUGAAAGAGCGGCGGCCGCAGGAGCUGACGCAAGACGCGCUGGCUUUGGGCCUGGCAUUUGCCUUCCAGAGCUCACAAAGGCUGUGGCUAUCUUUCAACUCUAUCGGUGCCGGGGCUUCUGUCAAUCACCUGCACCUGCAGGGCUUCUGCGCGGGAGCCUGCGACGGCAGCUGGUCCUUCCCCUUCGAGGCUCACCUGCGCUCCCAGGGGCUCCUAGCAGCUGCCGAACCCCGGGGACCGAUCUCCUUGUCCCGCACGCGCGGGGGGCCCAAAGGCUGGCCCCUCGUCGCCUGGGUCUUCACUUGGACAGAAGAGAAGGUCUUGGAAGUGGACGCCAACCUCGCGGCUUUUCGGCUGGCUGAGUUUGUCCACCGGCUGGUGGAUGCGCUGCAGGUGCUUGACAUGGCCCACAACGUUCUCAUCAACAUGGGCCGGAGGCAGGUCAUCGUCUUCCCACGGCGCACACUCUUCGAACAAAGCUUCGACGUGUCGCAGCUUCAGGUGUCUGGGCAUGAAACGCUCGGCUGGUGGGUGGUGGCGAAGGACUCUUCGGAUCUCGACGAGGCCCGGGCCCUGGAGCUCUUGGCCAAAGCCGCGCUGGACAAGCGCGGGCACCAGAAGGUCCUCCAGAUUUUGGAGUGGAUCGGCUGGCGCUUGCGCGAGGAGGCGAAGAUCGGAGACAGUUUUCCACUCUCCCUUGCGAAGAUCAUGUUCCGCUUUGCGAGCGUCGCAGCCGCCCUUUGCCUGGCCUUUCACGGAGCCGGCUGCUUCCUCCUCCCCAGCCAACUGGUGAAAUGCGCACCUCACAAAGAGCUGCGCGCGGAGGCGGGGCAGCCGAGCGUAUUAACGGGCACAUCCGAGCCUUUUCCUUGGAGUCCGCUGGUUGUCGGUGCAGCGUUUGGGCUGCUGAUUUCAGUGGCCACUGCAGCACCGGCCCUUGCCACGGAUUUGGAGAAGAGCCAGGCAUCCUUCCAAGGCAACUGCACUGCCUGCCACGUGGGCGGUUUGCUUGGCUUGCAGAAGAAGGAAUCCCUCGUCGAAUACCGAAAGUACGACGUCCAGGCCAUCAUCACCCGGGUGUCCGACGACAGGGGCACAACUCCUGCGGUCGGGGAGAAGAUGCGACCUGACAACUUCGAGGACGUGGCGAACUACGUCUACAGCAAAGCUGAUAAGUGGUGA